Messenger RNA from Halichondria panicea, 3521 nucleotides. RefSeq lists its product as uncharacterized. The record is from RefSeq and is a predicted model, not a curated record. Lineage: Eukaryota; Metazoa; Porifera; Demospongiae; Suberitida; Halichondriidae. The coding region runs from base 80 to 3241 and encodes 1053 amino acids. The transcript has 7 exons.
CUCCUUUGACUUUCUUGUUUACUUCAUACUUAUCACUUAGCGCUACAGGUAUUAAACUGCUAGCAUCAAAGGGAGUGCAAUGGAUUCAGACUCACCAAACAGUAGUUUUGACAGAUCUACUGUGACUGCUAUUAAAAGGUCAAGAAACAGAGUCAAGAACAUCCACUGGAACUCACUGCUUCAUGAACCUUGGUGCUGUGUUCCUAUCAGAAGGAUUGGACCUGAACCCACCACUGACCGCUUCAUGGCCAUCAUGCACGGGCCUAAUGAGCAAGCCACUCCUGGAAAUGCUUUAGCUGUCGACCCAACACGACAGUUUGGUGCCUUUCAGUCGUUUGGAAACGCUUUCUUGAGCCGAUUUGAGGCUUCAUUUUUGCCUGCAUGGUCCAGUCCAACGCUCAUUGAAACUCCGGGAAUAUUAUCUGGAGAGAAGCAACGCUUACAUCGUGGGUACUUUAAAUUUUUAGUUUUUAAGGGUCAAGAAAAGACGACCAAGUUCCAAGUGAGAGUUCAGAGCACUAAUCGACUGAUGUUGUCCCCCAUUCUCAGUCUGUGUAUACUGAUACUGAUAUUCCGCUUACUGUUACAGUCAGGAGACGUUGAAGCAAACCCUGGACCAACACUUGCCGAAAUUCUGACUCUCGAUGAUUUGAAGUUUGUUUACAAUAACUUGAUAAAAGCCGCUGGAAACUGGUACAACCUGGGACUUAAUCUGGGAUUAGGCUAUGAAACUCUCCAGAAUAUCAGAGAUAAGCCUCAAGACAAUCAAGCCAGUCUACGUGACAUGAUAGCUGCUUGCUUUAAGACUGGCCGUCUCACCUAUUCUAAAAUAUGUGAGAGUCUCAGAGCACCAUCAGUUGAUCGGAAUGAUGUCGCUGCGACUAUAGAGGGGACAUGUACAGACAUGUCCACAUCCUCAACGAGUCCUUCAAUUGGCGACCAUUCUUUCUCUCCUGCUAGCAAUCCAGAAACUUCGAAUUCAAUCGGUAGUGAAGUAAUAUUAAGACAAAAAAAAGCUGACUACCACCCAACAGUAGGAUCAGGGUUUCUAAGGGGACCUGAUUUUCCUGUUGCACAGGUUGGGAUCAGGAAUACUAGCCAAGGCGGCAAUGAGGCAGUAAAAGAGAAAAUCAAGAAUACCAACGAAGUAAUUCAAAAGGUUAUAUCAAUAGCUAAGAAGCUUAAAUUGCCCACUCAUCAAUCAGAGCUCGAAAGAAUCUCUUCAGCGUUACUAUCUGGCAAAGUCCAAAUAGGAUUUGUUGGCUUAACUAAUGCUGGCAAAAGCGCAACUGUUAGUUCCUUUAUAGGCUCACCUUUUCUCCCAUCAACGCUUCAAAGGCAGACGGUCGGCUCAAUCCGUGUUGUACAUGAUCCAACAUGUACGCAUGGAGAACUUUUUGGCACAAGAGAUGGCUUGACGGUUUCUCUUGCAUCUGGUAUUUAUUCUGUUCACUCCCGUAUUGAGGAAUUGAAUACCAAUGACCGCAUUAACGAUAUUCGCUACUCUGAACUCGUUCUUUAUGCGCCAGUCACACUUUUUUCAGAGCUUGAAGAGAAUUUUGCUCCAGAAUUUCUAGAUAUGGGUGGCAGCUGUGAGAACAUUCCUAGCCAGCAAGCAAUUAUUGCACAAAAAACAGCUUUAAAAAGCCUAGCAGCCAUCGUGCUUGUUGUCAGUGCUGAUGACGUAUCUAAGACAACAGUGACUGACCUUGUUGAAAAUCUAAAACAAGUACAUCCUGGCCUAAUGGAGAAACAAAGCAGAGUGCUAGUGCUCAUUAACAAAUAUGAUAUGUGCUACGACGAUGAGAAUAAAGGAUCAUGGGGGCCUGACAGAAUUCAAAAGGAAAUGGCAAAUCACAUUGGAGUGCCAAUAGAGCAGACAGUGUGCUUCAGUGCCAAAUAUGCACUACUUGCACAAAAAUGGCUACGAGAUCCUUCUGCUGUAACCCAACGCAAAUUUUUUGAAGAAUAUUUUUUUUUACAAUCCACACCCGAAAAAGAUUCCAUUGCAAUUUGCUCUUUGGAAAAGCCCACGCAAGAGAAUGUGAAGAAACUAGCUGAAGGUCUUGAGAAAUUUAGCCGGUUCCAAGAAGUUAAAACAAAGCUUCAGUGGGCACUCUGUGUUAAUGGUCGUGAAGUUCUUUUGGAUAGUGCUGUGGACAAUGGUUGUGCGGAAGUGUCAAAGAUGGAAGAAGCCAUUAGUCAUAGAAUACAAGAAAUUGACAUUCGAGGGAAGGAAAAUAAAUUAGAGCAGCAAAAAGCUCAGACAGAAAAGGUUGAACAAUUCUUUCAAAGUCAGACAUUAUUCCCAAAAACUCUUACCCAAUUUUUUGAAAUUCAACUAAACGCACUUGUUGCAACAUUAGAGAAUGACAUCAACAUACAAUCUUCUUUCAAAGUAUCACAUCUCAAAAAAAAUUAUGAUAGCCAGCAGCAAGCAUUGAAGCAUGUACUGGAUGCCCGCAAAGACAUGCUUCAAGAAGGAAAAGAACAAAUCUUCAAAGCUUGGAAGUACGGUAUCUUACAAAUGAAACAAACCUUGUUGGCAAAUCUGAAACAGUUACUACAACACUUAAAGGAAAAAGUUGCCUCAGAGAAUAUCACUGAUAUCUUCAACCUCAAUGGUGUGGAACCGCUUAAAUUGCUAGAAACCAUUUCUGAAUCGUUUGAAUCUGUUGAGCAGCAACCAGACUUUUCACAGUGCACAGCUAUAGGUGAUGAUGCUCUUAAAGCUGCUAUUCAACCUUGCACGGAGACUAGGCAGAGAAGAAACGAGCAAAAGACAACAACGCAGCGGUUUUUGAUAUUCCCCACUGACCUCGGAUACAAUGAGGUGAUUAAUUACCAGGUUACUGUGUUCGAAAUAAACGCUGAGAACCUUCUUAGAGCACUUCACCAAUUUGCUUCAUUCUGUUCAGAUCAUGUUCGUAACUCUCUGUUGAAGGUUUUGAAUGAUGUAGCUAACAAGUUAUCUCAAGCUCUUUGGGAUGAACUGAAGCAGUUAUCAGAAGAGCCGAUUACAUUGAAAGAGAAAGUUCUUCAAAAAUCCAAAAAAGAAGUCGCAGAAUUAGAAACUGAAAACAAAUUGCUUGGAGAAGCGAAAAAAACACUAUGUGAGCCACCGUCUCCUACCGGUAAAAAGAGGGAAUUCGAAGAAGAGGAUGAUGAUGUCAUAACACCAGUUAAGAAGCUUAAGAAGCCUGCUCCUAAAAAAGCAAAGCGGUCCAAACGCCGACACUAACACAUCAACUAAACAGUAUUUCCGAAGUGACUUGUUAUAGAAUUAGACAAAUGCAUGCAUGUACACAGUAUAUAGUAUAUAAUUAUAGUUGUAUUCUUUUGUUAGUAGUAUGUAUCCACUACAUGGAGCUAUCUAGAAGUUGUUGAAAUGUAUCUGUAAUGAUCUAGCUAGAAUUGGAACUGUACUUAGUGGUAACAUCUAGAAGUUAUUUAGCUUUGUAUAAUAGGAAGGUUCUGUACUGUGCUCUGUGUGUGUUCUAUUUUACUCUUGCUGCAAACAA